AUGUCGGACAUAAAUACAUUAGCAUUUACUAAAAUGUUUCUUCAUCUAGCUAAAUAUCCUGAACUAGCUGUCAACGGUAUUUUAUUAAGUGAGAAAACAAGUUCAGCGAGUGAUGAAGCCGAUUCCUCAUCGUAUCUUCACUUUGUUGAUUGUAUUCCACUAUUUCAUGGUAUUCUAUCUCUAUCACCGAUGCUAGAGAUUGCAUUAUCACAAAUUGAUGCUUAUUGUUCAUUAAAAAAAUUAACUAUUGCUGGUUAUUAUCAUGCAAACGAGAAUUACUCAGAUCCGAACCCAAACUUUACAACUUUGAAAAUAAUGGAGAAAAUCAAAGAGAACAAUCCAAAUGCAGUGUUAUUUAUGAUUGACAACAGUCUGGUAGAUUUGACGGAAAAUGAUCGAUUUUAUAACGUUUUUACAUUAUCUGACAGAACGUGGAAGAAUGUUACCGAUUCACACAUUGUCAAUGAUGAAAGUCGAUUGUCUGCUAUGCAAUUGGUUAACCGUAAGCAACAUCGUCAAUUGAUUGAUUUCGACAAUCAUUUAGAUUCUAUUUCGAACGAUUGGCGCAACCCACAUAUCCGUAACGAACUGAACGCCGCAUCAUUUUAG
Messenger RNA from Adineta ricciae, 609 nucleotides. The record is from the annotation of a GenBank genome assembly. NCBI's taxonomy places the organism in Eukaryota, Metazoa, Rotifera, Eurotatoria, Adinetida, Adinetidae.